AUGAAGAUCCUUACUGGAAGUCUUCAUUUCCACUUCAUUUCUUUCUUAUUCAGCAGAGCAAAUGGAUUCCUAACUCUGAGAACACCUACCACCGAUGCCUCCCCAUUUUAUAACUACUCUUAUUUAAACCUCUCUUCUAUAUCAGAAGCACAAGCUCCGAAGAUGGCAAGAGCUCUCAAUUUCUCACAUAACAUAAUGGAAAAAAUAACCAAGCAAGACUUGGAAGGUUUUGAUGCGUUAGAAGUUUUAGACCUUUCCUACAAUCGGAUUAAGGACAUUGAACCUGGUGCAUUUGAGACCCUGCCCAGCCUUGUUUCUGUGAAUUUAUCAUUUAAUGAUAACGAACUUCUUGUCUUGGGUCUGCCAGCCCAUCUGAAGCCCGCACCCACCAGCGAAGCCUCAGGGUCUUUUCAGCUUUUUAAGUAUUUUGACAACUCCUCAGAGGCUGCUCCAGAGCCUUACACAUCCCCUGAGGGGCUGCCACAUUCAGGAGGUCCAUCAGUCCUGCAAAAUGUUAAUCUGGAGCUCAAACGAAAUACAGAGAAUCCUCUUCCAAGAGCAGAGGAAAAAGUGACGGUCUCUCCAACAGCCACGUUACAGCCCAAUUUCUGCGGAGCACCAAUAAAUGGGAUUCUUGAUCUGUCAAACAGCAAACUCACCCAGGAAGAGCUGGAGGCAAAGCUGGAUGCAGAUCUCUGUCAACCUCAGAUGAACAAUAUUUUGGAGCUUGACAUUAGUCACAGUGAGCUGGAAAUGGAUCUUCUAUCGCUGUCCAUGCUGUUUUGGCCAAUGAAAAAUGUGCGGUCUGUCAAUGCCAGUUACAACAAAAUAACAAUUAAUAUUCUGGAUGCCGAGGCUAUCUGUACAUUCCCAUUCAGCAAGCUUUUGUUUUUAAAUAUUAGCAACAAUCCCAUAAACAGCUUGAAUACUCUGUGUCUCCCUUCAACCAUCAAGGUACUUGAUUUAUCCUUCACUAACGUAAGUCAAAUACCCAAAAAUUUUGCUAAAAAAAUGAUUAACUUAGAAACCAUGUAUGUUGAAGGAAAUCACUUCAUAUAUACCAUACAUCCAGAAAUCACCAGUGCAGCUCCACAACCUCCCCCUGGAACUGUCCAUAUUAAUGCCAUCUCCUUUGUCAGAAACCAGGCUGGCACACCCAUCGAAAGCCUUCCAAAGAAACUGAAACACCUGCAAAUGUCCAACUGCUCCAUUGUAGAACUGCCGGAAUGGUUUGCUGGCACAAUGCAAGAAUUACUCUUUUUGGAUCUCAGCAGCAACCGGAUUUCUAUGCUUCCGGACUUACCUGCCUCCCUGCAGCACCUUGACAUAAGCAACAGCGAUAUUAAAACGAUACCUCCUACUUUUAAAUCUCUCUCCAACUUAACAAUGUUUAAUAUCCAAAAUAAUAAAAUUACAGAUAUGCAUCCUGAGCAUUUCCCGUUAAGUUUAACAAAAUGUGAUAUUAGUAGAAAUAAGUUGAACGUGUUGUCAUUAACUGACACCCUGGUGAAACUCGAAUAUCUCAAUGUUUCUGGAAACCUAAUUACCAGAGUGGAACCCACUGGUCACCUUUCUGCCCUCGCUAAUCUGGACAGUAGUCACAAUCUGAUUUCAGAACUCCCUGAUCUUUUUGGGAAAUCUCUGCCAAUGCUGAAAUAUUUUAAUUUAUCAGGGAAUAAGAUCUCCUUUCUACAGCAUGGGUCCCUCCCAACAUCUCUGAUUGAGUUGGACAUCAGCGACAACGCCAUUACUACCAUUGUGGAGGACACUUUUGGCCCAUUAACAAGUUUGAGUGUUUUGACUGUUCAAGGCAAACAUUUUUUUUGCAACUGUGACUUGUACUGGUUUGUGAACGUCUACAUCCACAAGCCACAUUUGCAGAUAAAUGGCAAAGAAAACCUCAGGUGCAGUUUUCCACCAGACAGAAGGGGCUCGUUGGUGGAGAGCAGCAACCUCACGCUGCUGCGCUGCUCCCUGGGCAUCCAGAUGGCCAUUACUGCCUGUGUCGCUGUCCUGGUCGUUUUGCUGUUAACAGGGUUAUGCUGGUGGUUCGAUGGGCUGUGGUAUGUGAGGAUGGGUUGGUUCUGGUGUAUGGCAAAGAGGAAGCAGUACAAGGAGAGGCCAGAAAACAAGCCCUUUGAUGCCUUCAUUUCGUACAGCGAGCAAGACGCAAAGUGGACGAAAGAGAAUCUACUGGAAAAACUGGAAGCUGAUGGGUUCAAGAUAUGUUACCAUGAGAGGGAUUUCAAGCCAGGGCACCCCAUACUCGGUAACAUUUUUUACUGCAUAGAGAACAGCCAUAAAGUCAUUUUUGUUCUCUCUCCUAGUUUUGUAAACAGCUGCUGGUGUCAGUAUGAACUGUAUUUUGCUGAGCACCGGGUCCUGAAUGAAAACCAGGAUUCUCUCAUCAUGAUCGUGCUGGAAGACCUCCCACCCAACAGCGUGCCACAGAAGUUCAGCAAACUCAGGAAACUGCUGAAAAGAAAAACCUACUUAAAGUGGAGCCCUGAGGAACACAGACAGAAAAUGUUCUGGCAUCAGCUAGCAGCUGUCUUAAAAACAACCAAUGAACCCCUCGUGAGAGCAGAAAAUGGAUCCGCUCGGGAUAUGUAUGAGAUGGAUGAGAUACAAGAACAUGCAGAGGUUGUGCCUGGAAAUUCUACAGUCAAAUAAAAGCAUUUC
Molecule: messenger RNA, 2682 nt
Organism: Pterocles gutturalis (yellow-throated sandgrouse)
Lineage: Eukaryota; Metazoa; Chordata; Aves; Pterocliformes; Pteroclidae
Product: toll-like receptor 2
Exons: 1
Coding region: 1-2673 (890 amino acids)
Biological process (GO): toll-like receptor signaling pathway; immune response; inflammatory response
Cellular component (GO): membrane
Molecular function (GO): transmembrane signaling receptor activity; protein binding; triacyl lipopeptide binding
Source: RefSeq, a predicted model, not a curated record